Rubroshorea leprosula is the source of this 1573-nucleotide messenger RNA. The record is from the annotation of a GenBank genome assembly. NCBI's taxonomy places the organism in Eukaryota, Viridiplantae, Streptophyta, Magnoliopsida, Malvales, Dipterocarpaceae.
GGAAGGAGAAAGUGACGUCGUUUUUCAAGCCAUAAAAGCUAGGUCUUCUUUCUUAGUGAAUCUGCUUUCUCUGUUCUGCCUUCCUGUGAGUUGUUUUUCAAGCAAAACGAUCAAGCAGCUUAUACAAGCUGUUGUUAAUGUCUUUUGUAAUUUUCGGUUUAAAGUUUGUGGGUGCUUCUAGUCGUCUUUCUGCCAAUUUUCUAGUUGGAGAAGCUAAUUUGAGUACAUGUUAAUGGCAGAAGAGAGUGAAAAGUAAAGUUAUAUUUGAAGUAGCAUGUACUUUUUCUGAUUGUGAAAUGUUUGGAGUUAGUUUGGAAGGAACUUCUUUUCCUUUGUGGGAGCUGUUUUUGUUUAUGGGCUAUACUGAUAUCUACAGGAGUCGUCUAUAUUGGAGAAGAGGGAGGUAGUUAUCUGAUCACAUCACUUGUUUCAGUACUUGGGAAGGGAAAGCAAAAUAGAUACGAGGAAUGAAAUAUCUUUGGCCUUAGGAGUAGCUGAAAUGGAAUUUGUUUAUCAUUAUAUAUUCAAUCAGGAGAUAAAGCAGACGUUAGUAAACUCUUAUUAGGGCAUAUGGUUAAAGAAAAAAAAUCAUAUCCUGUGAAUAUAUAUUUUGCCGCCAAUGGGUCAGGAAGGCAGGAAAGUUUUGUUGGAUUAAAACUCAUAGUCCAGAAAAUGGCUACAUUAGUGACACACAGGUAACACAGCUGUUGUUCCCCUCUCCAUCUGUAUUCUAUCAUUCAAAAGUUUAUUUUACUUCUCUGUUGCUUACAACAAUUUAAAGCUGCAAGUUUUAGCAGGUGUAGACAUGCGGAAGAGCCUGUGGUAUAUUGAUGUUUGCAUGUGCCCAAAAAGUCAUAACUUGGAAGUUUGAUUUUAGCCAAUUGAUCAUAACUCUUUUCCUUGAUUGACAAUUGAUAUGGAUCUUGGAACCAAGUGUAGUCCUCUAAUUUUGUUGUUGAAAAUUUGAACAGCUUUGUUGCUGAGAGUAUUUUUGUUUUCCUUCAUUUAGGUUCUUCCAGUCUAUUUUCAAAAUAAUCAGUUAGUGCUAGUUUUACCUCAUAUAAUUCACUGACUGUUACAUUUUCUGUUCAAUCAAUUGACUCAAUUAUUCAAUUUAGCUCAAGAAAUUCUUUAUUCCACAAAAACAUAGGAGCGGUUCUUCUGUUGAAUCAUAAUUUUGAUAUAUGAGGAAAGGCAGUAGAGCCUUAGUUUCAAUUGGCAAAGUUAGUUCUUUGCUACAUAGCAUGAUGCAAUAGAAGGUGAUCUUAGGAAAGUUCUUGUGCUAGUCAUUGCAGGUUGGGGUUUAGGCCUUCAAGGUUGAACUUGGUUCCCUUAUAUUGAGGAAGGGCCAUUUUAGUCUUUUAUCAUAUGUCGGGAUUGAUCUCUAGUUAACUCUUGCCUUCCUAAUUUGCAACCAUGUAAGUGGUCUUGAAACUAUGUGACCUUUCAUUGAGGACACUGAUAUAUAACAUUUUAUAUUAUUCUUCUCUCUAUGAUAUUGGACAUAAAAUGUGAUUACUAUCUUUUAGUUGUACAAAGGCAGUCCAUAUAGUGGAAACUCAAAAGUUUAAUG